GCGGACGCUGCGAGCGUUAAGUGGAACGCACCCAAAGAUAUACUAUGACCGUGUGCCAUCAGUUUUACUUUAUUAUCUUCUAAAUGCAGAGCAACGAUUUUUUUUCUUUAUUUAUGGAUAAAGUGGAAUCGAAUGAGUGUAUUCUUAUUACAUUUUAAGGUAGGAAUUCUUAGAUAGAGAUAAGAUUGUUAGAGUUGCAAUUUAUUAAAUUAAAAAUGAUAGAGGCACCGUCAUGGAAUUCCAAGAAAGAUGAGAGUAUUUACAAAGCUGCGGGUGCUAUACAUCUACGAAAAUAUGGAGAAUUCUUUGAGAACUUGUUGGAAAAGUCCUGGAAGAAUGACUCAAUGUUGGAAUACAUUAUGGAAGGUCCUCUACGCCUAAUUUAUAAAGCAACAGAGGACCUUGGCAUCCCUUCACUGGUAGAGAUGGAAAACAAAAUUCUGUCCAAAUUAUUGGCAGCUGUGGCAGGAACAUGUAGGGAAAUCAGAUUGUUGAAGGUAGAAGCUACUGACUUCUAUGCGAAGCUCUUUGCUCAUGGGGAGAGGUGCUUGAAUGAAGAUCUCAUUGGUAUAUCAACUACCAAAUUGCUGUCGGAUCUUUUGGAUUUAUCCAUUUUUGCUAAUCGGACAAUAGCUGUUAUAUACUUGACUACACAACAAUUGGCAAGUUUGUCUGGCACUGUCCAUGAGAUUUACUUGCCCGUCCUGCUAGAAGGCUUCAUUGAUCUAUUCAUAAUUCUUGUGACUCUCGAUGAGAUUGUUGAUGCUCAACCGACAAUAUUAGAUCAAUGGAAGAAGUACAGAAUGCAUGUACGCUCCAUGAUGCACAAUCCACUACAAUUUGGCGUUGCUGAAACAAAGCUGGAGACAUUUGAUCACCUACUCAAAGAUCUGCAAGAAAAAUUACUGCGAAAGAACAUGUUUAUUAAAACGAUUGAACAUGUAAUGGAUAUAAAUAAGGGUGCAAUGAUGAAUGAACAGAUUGUUAGUUACCUAAAAAAUAUAAUCACAGAUAUAGAAAACAAAUCUAAUGAUUGUGCAUUGUUGAACAGAAACUGGAUAAGAGCUAACAUCGGUAUUGCUUUGGUAAUAAAGCUAUUUGGCACUUGUGAUAAGAAACUAAUCAGAAGAGUAUUGGAUACUAACAAGAGAUUCUAUGCAGUUACAUUAGUGGGAAAUGUGAUGUGGGUACCUAGCAAAUUCCUCAGCAGUAUUGUACCGAAGGAAACUGGCAGUAUCAUUAAUCUGCAAAUAGGUGAAAAGAUACUGCAAGCGAGAACACAACGAUUAUCGGUCACGAUAAAUAAUUUGAUACAACGAGGGAUGACUUGGUGCAUGGAAAUGCAAAGCAUCCUUACAAGGACUAAUCUUCAAGUGUCAGAUAUUGGGCAGAAGCGUAUACUAUUGACAGAUUUGUUGACUUUGCUGUCUCAGAUGCAAGAAACCGUUGCAUUUGUGACAAAUUUGCAUGCCUUAUUAUCAAAGCCAAUGAGUCGCGGCACAGUGCAGCUGAUCUGCAGACUUAUAGAGUUGCAAAAAUCUUUGCAGACGAUGUUCUAUGCAUUUGGGCCGGUUGUGGUGCAAUCACAGGCACAGGUACUCCAAUAUCUAGCUUAUUAUAUACUAAUUAUGUUGGAAACAACACGUAAGACUCUCAUUCAGAAAGAUAAGAGUUAUAGCAGGGAACGGCUAGAUGCGUUGUCAUUAAUAGGGCUAAGUAUGCGGUUGAUAGCAGGACCAGCAAGCGUAGAUAGGCGACUGAUAGUGCGUUGUUCAUUGGCGUGCGCUACUCAGUUGACCGAUACCUUCCGCGAGGAAGAUGUGGUAAAACUGCGAUUCUUGUUGGAUAGUUAUGAUGCUGUGGCCGAAUUGUAUGAAUUGGUCAAUGAGCAUAGUGACUACUCGCUGCUGUUACAUCAUCAAAAUAUGCUGCCUGCCUAUCUGUCUUCGAUCGUCGAUGGCAAUAGAAAUAUUUGUCACAUCACUCACCUGUUUGCCGCUUUCAACUGCGCCAUAGACGAGCAAAAGUUCGCUGAAUUAAGAGUAAAACGUAUCGAGGAGCUCCGAGAUAGCUUAGUGAAAAGUGUACUGAAGCCGGCUUGCCACGAGAUUGAAACCAGUUUACGUUUACACGUGCACGCACAUCUUAAACUGGAUUCUACAAAUCCUUUUAAUAUUGGCGCCAAAGAUGGUGGUAGGGUGGUGCGAGCUCCGCCGUUUUCUUUGGCCGAAAAUAUGAUCUGCACUAAAAAAUUCAUUGAACAUUAUCUGGACGAUAUGUUCUACAAUUUGACGACAGUGGCCUUGCAUGAUUGGAGAACUUAUCGAACCAUGCAUGCAUUGGCUAGUUAUAAGAUGGGUUUGGACACAGUGCAGGAUCAUCUACCGACGCAGACUCUCGAACAGGGUUUGGACGCUCUAGAGAUCAUGCGUAAUAUUCACGUGUUCGUUUCUAGGUACUUAUACAAUCUGAAUACACAGACAUUUGUGGAGCAUAGCAGCGGCAAUAAGCAUCUAAAUACCAUUGGUAUCCGGCACAUUGCCAAUUCGAUUCGCACUCAUGGCAUCGGCAUCAUGAGCACCACGGUGAAUUUCGUUUAUCAGUUCUUGCGUGUCAAGUUGCACACUUUCUCACAAUUUCUUUUUGACGAGCAUAUCAAAUCGCGGUUGAUGCGCGAUAUUAGAUUUGUUCGGGCACAACGAGAAGCUGGCGCCAUUCCGUACACUUACGAGCGAGCAGAAGAAUUCCAAAAAGGUAUUCGGAAAUUGGGUAUGACUGCUGACGGAUUAAGUUACCUAGACCAAUUUCGCCAGCUGAUCACACAAAUCGGCAAUGCGCUCGGUUACGUACGGUUGAUUCGUUCCGGUGGUCUCCACGCUAGUUUCAAUGCGGUAUCUUUUCUGCCGAACAUUGAGAGAACGGUACCAUUCGAAUCACUUUGUCGUAGAUUAAAUUAUAGUACCUCGACACAGGCUGCGGCCAGGCGAUUGGAGAGUGAUAUUGCUGAUUUGGUACGUAACUUCACCGAAGGUAUCCAAUACUUUAAGUUGCUAGUCGAUGUAUUUGCAUCGGCGUUCCGUGCCGCUAAGUCCUACCAUCUGCAGCAAUUUUAUGCCAUUGUGCCGCCACUGACGCUCAGCUUCGUCGAUAAUUCUGUCUCCAACAAGGAAAAGAUGUUUAAAAAAAAUCAAACCGGCGCAGCUUUCACUGAUGAUGGUUUUUCUAUGGGUAUUGCCUACAUUAAUGCACUUCUUGAUCAAAGUAUUGAACUGGAUGGUCUGCAUUGGUUUAAGACAGUGGAGCAGCACAUUGCUCAAGAAAAACUCACUGCUGAGUGUAAGGAUGAUCAUGGCGACGAAAAACUUCAACAGACUAGAGCGCUCACACUUCAACGCCUUACUGAGAGAAAUGCUGAAUUUCAACUAUUGUACUACAGCCUGUCUGGUGCCAGAGUGUUUUUCAGGCAAUCUGAUACAUAACAUCCAGUGCUCUUGGGUUAAUUGAGUCAAUUUUGUAAUUAGAAGAGAGAUAGGAUAAAUUGAAUUGGAUAAAUUGUGAUGAUUUAGAUAAAUAUGCGUUUGGAACCAUUUCUUCUCUAAUUUUUUAAUAUGAACGAAAUAUUUCGAAUAAAUAUUCCACAUUUUAAUGUCUCUUCCAAUUUAUUUUCGUACACACACAUUUUUCAUUAUAGCACAUAUUGUAAAUUAUUCCCUAGGAUUAGUUUUAUAUUCUCCACAUUCAGGACAUUGUUAUAUCAAAUUUUUGUUUAAUAAAUAAUGGCUAGAUUGAAUGACUAGGUGUUACAUCUAAGAAAAGGUGCAAUUACUUGCAAUCACAAGUAUAAUUGAAAAGAUAAAUGAAUGAAGGCAUCUAAUAUUCAUAUAGUGUUUGAAACUUUGAAUUCAAUUACUCAUCACAAUAUUAAUAGAUAUUAUUUAAUGAGAUAGAUUAUUUAUGAUAAUGCAAAUUUUAAGAACGCAAACCUUCAUCCAUUUCACCGGAUCAGAUAUUUCAUCAAGCUAGAUCUAUGUCUUUUUAAGGACUUAAUUUUUAAAAGAAUCAACUUCUUUUCAAUCGAUAAUGUAUUUCUUAAAUUUUCAAUUAACUAUCUUGCAUGUCUAAUUAAUAAUAACGCACUAUCGGCGUGUGUGUGUGUGCGCGCGCGCGCGUGUGUAUAUGUAUGCGUGCGCACAAGUGCGUGUAUACUUCAUUACUUUCGCCAUAUAUGGUAAAAAAUAAAUGUGUUACGUAUUUUGUGUAUAUUA
Molecule: messenger RNA, 4265 nt
Organism: Pogonomyrmex barbatus (red harvester ant)
Lineage: Eukaryota; Metazoa; Arthropoda; Insecta; Hymenoptera; Formicidae
Gene: SWIP
Product: strumpellin and WASH-interacting protein
Biological process (GO): endosome organization; endosomal transport
Cellular component (GO): endosome; WASH complex
Source: RefSeq, a predicted model, not a curated record